CUCGAGGUUCCCUUACAUCUUGCUACAUGAACGGAGGAGGGGCGUUCCUGGUGCCUUACCUGCUGAUGCUCGUCCUGGUGGCCCUCCCGCUGUUCCUGCUGGAGUCCGCCAUCGGCCAGUUCAGCUCCUCCAGCUGCAUCGGCAUCUUCUCGGCGUGUCCUGUCUUCAGAGGCGCCGGUAUAGCAGCGACCAUCGUGAACUUCCUCCAGACGGGGUACUACACUACCUUAGUCGCGUAUCCGCUGCUCUUCAUCUACCACUCCCUCAGGAGAGAGCUGCCCUGGACCUCCUGCGAUAACGAAUGGAACACGGAUCACUGCACGAGGACCAGAGCCGAUUUCGUGGAAAACAAAACAGAAAACGGAACACAAACAGUCGUGUCUUCUGCUGACGAAUUCUUUCACAACGAAGUCCUCAAGAUCAGCAGCGGCGUGGGCGAGGUGGGCGGGCUCGUGUGGCCUGUCGUGGGCGCCGUCCUCUUCACCUGGGUCAUCAUCUUCCUCGCCAACUUCAAGGGCGUGAGGGUGCUGGGGAAGGUGGUUUGGCUGACAGCAACAUUUCCUUAUGUAAUGCUGACGAUUCUCCUCAUACGUGGGGUGACUCUACCUGGAGCCUGGGAUGGCAUCUACUUCUACAUCUACCCGAAUUUCGACAAGCUGAAGCAGCCUAAAGUGUGGGCAGCGGCGGCCGUCCAGAUCUUCUUCUCGAUGACCCCUGGCUACGGCGUCCUCACCACCAUGAGUUCCCACAACAAGUUCCGGAGCAGCAGCAUGAGGACGGCCAAGAUCGUGCCCAUCGUGUGUGCCAUGACCUCGAUCUUCGUUGGCUUCGUGGUCUUCUCGGUACUCGGUUUCAUGGCCCACCGCCUGGGGACGACCGUGGACAAGGUCACUGCUGCGGGGUCUGGGUUGGCCUUCAUCAUCUACCCCGAGGCGCUGUCCCUGAUGCCCCUCGCCCCCCUGUGGUGUGUCCUGUUCUUCCUCAUGCUCUUCUUCGUGGGUAUCGAUUCCUGCUUCGGCGUCGUGGAGAGCCUGCUGACGGUCGUGACAUCCGAAUUCCCCCAAAUCCGGAGCUGGCGAGGGUGCGUCACGUUCGCCAUUUGCUCGGUCAUCUUCCUUGGCAACGGCGUCAUCUACUCGCAGGCGGGGAUAUACUGGCUGACCCUCGUCGACUGGUACGUGUCUUCCUUCACCGCCACACUCAACUGCCUCUGCGAACUGCUCGUCUUCUCGUUCAUAUACGGUGUCGGAAGAACAAUUCGCGACCUGCAGAUGAUGACGAACAAAACCGUCAGCUACUUUUGGUACGCGACCUGGUUGGUAAUUACCCCCGUCCUGACAGUGGCAUCUUCGUCAACAUGGUCCUGAACUACGGCCCCGCCAGCUACGACGGCAGGAGGCUCCCCGACUGGGCGCAGGGCGUCGGAUGGCUCACCGCCUGCGCCUCCAUCCUGGCCAUCCCCGGCUACUUCGUGUACUACCUCGCCGUGCACACCAAGGGCUCCGUC
Messenger RNA from Penaeus vannamei (Pacific white shrimp), 1507 nucleotides. The record is from RefSeq and is a predicted model, not a curated record. NCBI's taxonomy places the organism in Eukaryota, Metazoa, Arthropoda, Malacostraca, Decapoda, Penaeidae.